Desarmillaria tabescens is the source of this 1659-nucleotide messenger RNA. RefSeq names its product amidohydrolase family-domain-containing protein. The transcript is spliced from 15 exons. The record is from RefSeq and is a predicted model, not a curated record. Bases 1 to 1659 code for a protein of 552 amino acids. Gene Ontology annotation, molecular function: hydrolase activity, acting on carbon-nitrogen (but not peptide) bonds. Lineage: Eukaryota; Fungi; Basidiomycota; Agaricomycetes; Agaricales; Physalacriaceae.
AUGGGCCAGUCGUAUGCACUGUGCUCGACCAAUGGAAAACAAAUCCAUCUGGUCGAUGAGCAAAAUUCCCGAGUGGAGUGCUUGGUGGUACACGGCUCAUAUAUACAAGACGUUGGAGACUUAGAGAAGGCUUUUACCAAUCUACUAUGCGAAACCUGGGUACAUCAUUGUGCCGGGAAUAUCCUGGUGUUUUACAGCCCGCAAGAUUCUCAUGCGCACAUUCUUGAGUACGGCGCUAGCAGACUUAUCCCUCUCGAGCAAGGUCAAACUAUCAAGGAGGUCGUCACGUCUGUCAGAGAUUACAUAGUAUCGGAUCCUGAUAUUUUUAAUAACAAGUCGAAAGUAGUGCAGGGAUGGGGAUGGGACCAUACUGUGUGGCCCGAAGGCCGUUGGCCGAAUGCCGAUGAUUUGGAUGCAGACCCUAUCGUCCACGGGCGGCCCGUAAUUUUGCAAAGCAAGGACGGACAUGCAAUCUGGGUCUCUCGAGCCACUUUGAAUGACAAUGGUCCUUAUCCCGAACAUGUUGAGGGCGGCGUGAUUGAGACAGAUUCAGAUGGAAAUCCCAAUGGAGUGUUCCUUGACAAUGCACAAGAUCUCAUUCAUAAACCUGAAGCCACUGACGCUGACCUUAAUGGGCUUUUUACUAUCACUGUUCGAGAUGCUCUCGCUAGUGGAUUAACUUCAAUUCACGACUGCAGCACUUGCUCCACAGUCUUUAGCAUUCUUCAAAAGAUUCGAAUCUAUGGGAUGACUUAUUUUAAUGAAAGCGGCGAGUAUUGGGGAGAUCGUAUCGCCCCAUUGGUUAACGCCGGGAAUGGACGGCUUCACUGCAGAAGCGUGAAGAUGUUCGCUGAUGGCGCUCUCAGAACUGGAGGUGCCGCACUUUAUGAACCGUAUACUGACAAUCCUAGCACGAAUGGUGUUAUGCGAAUGCCGCCUGAAUUGAUCAACAGAGUUAUUCCCCGAUUUCUUCAAGACGGAUGGCAAGUCGUGCGCGAUCGUGCCAACGGCAUUGUUUUAGACGCCUUUGAGAAAGCGUUAUCUGAUGUCGACGUUGCUACUCUACGGCCACGGUUGGAACACGGCCAGCUGCUAACUGAAGCCGACAUGAAGCGAGUAGGAGAACUGGGAGUUAUUGCCAGUGUGCAGCCAACGCAUGUUAUCGACGAUAUGUGGUACGCUGAGGAGCGCCUGGGGCCGGAGCGCGUCAAAGGACUGUACGCGUUUCGCAGUCUUCUCGACAACAAGGCAAAAAUUACGUUGGGUUCAGACGCCCCAGUGGAAGGCAUAAAUCCUUUAGCAGGUUUCUACGCCGCCAUCACGCGUCUCUCAGCAGAUGGAACAUCACCUCACGGACCUGAUGGCUGGUUCCCAAAACAGCGUUUAACCAGACGGGAAGCGCUCAGAGGGAUGACUAUCGACCCUGCUUAUGCCUCUUUUACCGAAACGACUUUAGGUUCACUGGUGCCCGGGAAAAGAGCUGACUUUGUAAUUCUUUCUCAAGAUAUCAUGUCUGUGGCGGUGGAUAAGAUCCUGGAGACCAAAGUAGUGGCGACGCUCGGAUAUGUUUAUACCUACCGGAACGUGUGCAUCCGCCUGGGUUUCGGUUUCGGCACCCUGGGGGAUGCAUCGGCCUCCGGUAACAACAUCGAUUCUUAG